AUAUACCAUAAGUAUCUCCGGCUGGUCAAUGUGUGUACUGCAAGAGAGGUUGUAAAAAAGACAACAAUGGUGAUAUAUGGUGUUUACAUUGUAUCAAAAUCUGGUGGUUUAAUUUUUAAUCACGAUCACAAUGUUCCAAAAAUUGAAAUCGAAAAGUCUUUUAACUUUCCACUCGAUAUUAAAUUAAGUUAUGAAAACAAGAAAGUGGUGGUAGCUUUUGGACAAAGAGAUGGAAUAAAUGUGGGACAUGUAUUGACAUCUGUAAAUGGAGUUGCAGUCACUGGACGUGAACUUGAGAAUGGGAAAGAUGUUUUGGAAAUGUUGGAGCAAUCAGGAAAUUUUCCUCUAACAUUGAAAUUCAGUCGAGCAAAAAUGACAACAAAUGAAAAGAUAUUCCUAGCUUCGAUGUUUUAUCCAUUAUUUGCCAUAGCGAGCCAAUUAAGUCCAGAACCACGAAGUUCUGGAAUUGAAGUUCUUGAAGCUGAUACAUUUCGUUUAUAUUGUUUCCAAACGUUAACAGGCAUUAAGUUUAUGAUAGUAGCAGAGCCGUCGCAACAAGGCAUGGAAAUCUUAUUAAAGAGAGUAUAUGAUUUGUAUGCAGAUUAUGCAUUAAAAAAUCCAUUUUAUGCAUUGGAAAUGCCUAUUCGAUGUGAAUUAUUUGAAACUAAUCUACAAACAUUGUUGGAAACAGUUGAAAAAUCUGGAAUAAGCAAUGUUUAAUGUAUAAUAUAUACAAGUGGGUGUGUGUGUGUGUGUGUGUAUAUAUAUGAAUGUUAACAAAUUUAAA
Messenger RNA from Pseudomyrmex gracilis, 787 nucleotides. RefSeq names its product trafficking protein particle complex subunit 4 (gene Trs23). The coding region runs from base 67 to 720 and encodes 217 amino acids. The record is from RefSeq and is a predicted model, not a curated record. Gene Ontology annotation, biological process: endoplasmic reticulum to Golgi vesicle-mediated transport. The transcript has 2 exons. NCBI's taxonomy places the organism in Eukaryota, Metazoa, Arthropoda, Insecta, Hymenoptera, Formicidae. Gene Ontology annotation, cellular component: TRAPP complex.